Pteropus alecto (black flying fox) is the source of this 3921-nucleotide messenger RNA. It is a transcript of the gene PROSER3, whose product is annotated as proline and serine rich 3. The coding region runs from base 1034 to 2980 and encodes 648 amino acids. Lineage: Eukaryota; Metazoa; Chordata; Mammalia; Chiroptera; Pteropodidae. The record is from RefSeq and is a predicted model, not a curated record. The transcript is spliced from 11 exons.
AGAAUCCUGGGCUGAGAAUGCGGUAGACGGGCCAGGCUGUCAGGAGGACACAUAACAGACCCUACUACCAUCUCAGCCCAGCCCCCCGGCAAGCCGGACCUAAUUCUGUGACUCUGACUCAGCCUCGGAUGUGCAGAGUAGAGGGGUCUGCCAGGUGAGCAGCGGCCAGGGGGCGUGGGUAAGAACAGUCCCGGCUGGCCCCCCGGGGGCCGCGCGCCUGGCCCGAAAUAGCUCGUUUUGAUCCCGCCACCUCGGCCAGGAGCCCAGGCCUGGCACAUGGCGCAACCAGCUGCCCCUGCAGUAAGACGGAAGUGGUUAGGUGACCGAACGGACGGGCUUGCAGGUCCGACUGAUGGAGGGACGUUAGAGAGGGGACAGUCUCCCUGAUUGCCCCCGAAAGGGGAAAAAAACGGUAGUUAGAAUGGAGUCUGGACCAGAUUCCUGCAGCAAUAAGAGGCGUGGUUGGAAGACAAGAUUGCAGGAAAGCGAGUGUACUUUAGAACCUCCUCCUAACCUCGAACCUAGUCUCACAUCCUUUUCAUUGGUCCACAGGCUUGCCAAUUACUCCUGAACGCUAAGGUUCUCCAACCGCUCUCUCUCGGUCAGGCAGACGUUAGAGCCAGUUGUGAGACUCCCGCCUUUGGCCACUUUCCAAUUACCGUUAUUUUCCUUUUUAUCAUUGGUCGCCUUGGAAGCCGCUCUCUUCCCGCGCAGGCACUCCCAGAGACUAGCGGGACUGAUAGGGCAUUGCUAAGCGACAAAGAUGCACGCGGAAUCAAGCGGGUGAAUGAGCCAAGCAGGCGGAAGCGCGGAGGCAGCUGAGGGAUAAACUGCAGGUGAGGCCGAUCCCUUUUUCGGAAAUCACUGGAGAUCUGGGGACGACUAAAGUCUGCCAGUUUUCUCUACCCAAGAUAGCCCCUUUGGGGAUGCUCCCCUGGAUGGAAGCGACUACUGGCCAUCCUGACGCCAGACCUGGCAUGCCAAGUCUCUGAGCUCAUCUAGCUACCAAAGAUCCAGAAUCCCAGAAACUCCCAUGGCCCUGGCCACAGGUCUCAACUGCCCUGAGCUGUUAGAGGAGUCCUGGCCAUCCAGCUCAGGGACCCCUUCCCCACCCAGCGCCACUGAGGAACAUAUGGGCACUUCCCUACCACCCACCCUGAUUGAUGGUGGUGACUCUGUGGUAGCCAAGUACAUAAACCGGUUCCGCCAAGCUCUGCCCACAAGCCGAGAGGAACGCCAGUCUGCAGGCCCAACCUCAGCUGACUUUUGGUGGCUACGGCCUGAACCUCUAGACCCAAGCAGUCACCCUGUAGCAGCAGGAGCCAAUGAACCAGAAGGAAGAUUCAAUACAGCAGUCUCGACUCUUGCCAAGGUUGCCAGUGCAUCGCAGGCUAAGGCUAUGGACCCGCUUCAGGACAUAAAGCAGGCUUUAGGAUGGGGGCUAGCUUCUGACCCUCUCACUACACAGAGCCUCAACACAUGGAACUCAUCCCUGCUGGACCUGGAAACACUGAGCCUGCAAAGCAGAGCUGCCAGGCUGCUGAAACACAGCAAGUCCUCCAUCUCCUCCUCCUCCCACAGCCCCAGCGAUACCAGCAGCAGCUCCUCAUUUCCUGUCAGCUCUGAUGGCCUCUCACCCUUCUCCAUGACCUUCACUCCUGAAUCCAGCAAGGGCUCAGACCCCAAGGUACAUGCACCUCCAGCACCAGCCCCCAUCCCUGCUCCAGGCCCAGUCUCCUCCCAAGCACCCCUGCAGCCAGAGGAUGACAUUCUAUACCAGUGGAGGCAGCGGCGGAAGCUUGAACAGGCUCAAGGAGGUCAGGGUGACAAUACCUGGAUGCUACCAGGGACCCCUGCCUUCACUGCUCCGGUCUCUGUCCCCAUCUGUCUGCAGACCUCUUCUGCCCCUGCGGAGAUGCUUAGUUCCCUGGGCACACAGCCUAACUGUGUCCCACUUUGGGGCAGUGUGGCGCAGCCUAGUCCUGUGGGAGGCGUCUGUGUGGAGAGGCCUCCUAUUCCUCCAGGGUUCUCUCCACACAUCUUUUGGGGCCCCAGUCCCCAUGGGUUUUUCUGGGCCCCUCAGACUGGUCCCUGGGUAUCUCUCGGGGCCCUUCCCCCAAUGCCCCCAGCCUCUACUCCCGCACACCCUACCGACCCCCAGGGCCUGCACACCCCUGCACCAAACAGUCCCUCCCAGCCUGAGAGGCAGGGUUCUAAGCCUCGGAAGGCUAGAGCCCCACGCCGGGAGCCUGCUAGGCAACUGGAGGUAGCUGACAAGGGGCCUGACCAGCAGCUCCGAGGCGCCCUGGGCCAGGUAGUGACAGCUCGGCUGUUCCCGGACUGCCUGGAGGACUCGCCCACUCAGCUUGAGGGCCGGCCUCCACCUCAGGCUGAAUCUUCGAAAGUCAAGGCCAAGUACCCCCAAACAAAGGUUAUGCCCCAUCGCUCAGAGAACAUGCCUCCUCUUUCUAAUACACAGUUUCCGCAGGCGAAGACCCCAGCAGAGGAGAACCGGAAUGUCAAGGCCACACUCCCAGCAGCUGGGUUGGUGCUUUGUAAGGACAAAGACAUUCCCUCGGGUGAAGUCAGGCACCCUCAGCCCAAGGUCCCGCCUCCUCCAGCUGAGGAGGCGUCUAUAAACGUCAAGGCCUCUCCCGCUCCGUUCGAGGCGGAGUCUCUAGAGGGUGUGGUCACACCCUCACCCUCUGCUGACCACACCCCACCAGAGGACCUGCUCUCCCAGGCGGCCCAGCUUCUGCAAGCUGCUGAAGACUCCGAUGGCAGCGAGUUCCAGGAGGACCCUGUACUGCAGGUGCUGAGGGUUCAGAGGGCAGAGCUGCGGCGGCAGAAAAGGAAAGUGGACGCCCGAUUAUCCCUCCUGGUGGGCCACACAGAAGACCCAAGGGUCUUGGUCUCCUCCAGCCAGAUCACUCCCCAGGUGCCCAAGGAUGUGGCUGAGGAGAGAAGGAAUGAGAUUUGAGGCCAGAUGACUUUGAUUGUACAAAUUCUGUUUUUCCCAAGGAAGUAUUGUUUUCAGAUUUUCUCUGAGAAAGUUGUUCCGGAAAGGCCAAGAGUUAUGCUAAUUUAGGAAAAUGGCUCCCCAACCCACCCCCACCCUAAUUCUUUACCCUUGAUGUAAAGUCUCUUCUGAUUUCAUCCUAUUUGAAGGCAAGGCAGGGAGGUGUUCCAGGUAAGACUUAAGGCAAGACUGGGACUCACCGUAACUCAGGAGUGGAUCCUUCUGUCUCAGAUGAGAUAGAAGGGACUGCCCUUUGGGAUUGAAGCUAAUGGAGUCAUUGGAGUGUUGGACAAUGGUUAGUCCUCUGUCCACAUCCUGCUUGAGCCAACAGCAGCAUUUGGUGCUUUAAUCCUUCCCUCCUUGAAGCACUUCCUUCCCCUGCUUCUAGCACCCGACCCUCCUCUUCAUCAACCUGUCACUUUGCUGUGCCCCAGCGCCCUGGCCUUGACAUCUCUGUCUACACUCAUUCUCAGGUGCUGUUAUUUAGCUUCAUGGGUCUAAAUCCCAUCUCUGUUCUGACAGCCCCCAAAUUUCUCUCUUUAGCCUAUACCCGGCCACUGAACCUCAAACUCCUAUAUCCUGCUACCUGCUCCCCAUCUCUACUCAAGGGUCUAAAAGAUGUCUCAGAUUGCACAGGUCUUAAACUGAGCUCCCAAUCUUCCCCCUAAACCUGCUCCAGCCAAGCUUUCCUCACCUACAUCUUUCUACCUGUUCAGUCUAAAAGCUUCAUAGUCGUCCUUGACCCCAUUCUUUUCCUCACAGACAGUCAGGUGACCAGCAAGUCCUGUCAUCUCUGCCUUUAAAUUCUAUCCAAAAUUUAACCCCUUCUCCCCCUUCCACUGCCUUCACCCUAGUCUAGGCUAUAAUCACCUGUCUGGACUAUUAAAAAGCCUUUUGUUUUA